GAACUCGCCGCGGGAGUCGAGGAGCGACGAGGAAGACCGCGGGUCGGACGAGAACGAGAACGACAACGAGCACGUCCCUGGAUUGUCCUCAUCAACGUUUACCGUGUUUAACCAUGCCAACGAUCGUAUCUUCACGAGGUAGCUCUUUCCGCGUACGGUUCCCGUCCUGCUCAUUGAGCAUUUUUCGCUGCCGUGCCAAGCCAGCGUUGAGGGCCAUUGCUCAAGCCCCGCGUGACAACCGCUGAGGCGCCGCUGCCACCGGCGGCGCACGCACCGGCGGUGCGCUCGAUGAGUGCGGCCGGGGGGGGCCCUGCGAUGCGAACGACGGUAGCUUGAGACAGUGGGGAGUGCGCUUAGGUGCGAUGGGGGGUGUGGGGCCCACACGUAUCGACGAAGACGGGGACGAUACCGGAGUGCUUGACGCGUGGCAUAUUGAUGACCUGGAGGGAGAGAAAGAAGAAGAGGAUGAGCAACAGGGGGAGGAGGAGGAGGGCGGUAGGGCGAUGGAGGAAGGGGAUUUGGAGGAGGUAGCGGAGAUGGAGGAAGUGAUCGAUGACGAGGCUGACAAUAUCGCGUACGAGUCCGACGAGGAGGAAGACGAGGAGGAGGAGGAGGCGGGCGAAGAGGGGGGUGCGAGCGAAAGGGGCGAGGGAGCGGAAAUGAGGAGAGAGAGGAGAGAGUCAGAGGAGGAGGAAGAGGAGGAGGAAGAGGAAGAGGAAGAGGAGGAGGAAGAGGGGAUUCGGAGGAGGAUUCGGAUUGGGCGCCGGAGACGAGCAGCGCGCACGGGGACACGGGGGACGAGGGGGAGGGGCGAGGGGAGGAGGUGCAAGGGGGUGAGUCAGGCACGCAGGAGAGGGGCGCUUUACAGGCGGGAGCAGAGGCGAGCGCGGAGAGAGCGGGGGGAGCGGCGGGGUUGGGAAGGGAAGCAGCGGCAAGAGGCGCGUUGCCGCACACAGGGGGCUGACGAGGACAGCAGCGAUGGGGGAAGGGGAGGGGGGUCGGCGCGGGCGGCGUUGUUUGGAGCGAGCAUGGACGAGAUCUGGGAGGCGGCCACGACACCAUCGCGCAAGAGAAGGAAGAUGGUCCCUGCGCAAGCGCGGGCGCCCCAAGGGCUCAUCUCGGCUGUCGCCGGCGUGGUGUCGAAGCUGGGGGAUGCGAAUCUGAUGUACGCCAUGGGGCGGUACAGCGAGCUGCGAGAAGGAAGGCGAGAAGGAAGGCGAGAAGGAAGGCGAGAAGGAAGGCGAGAAGGAAGGCGAGAAGGAAGGCGAGAAGGAAGGCGAGAAGGAAGGCGAGAAGGAAGGCGAGAAGGAAGGCGAGAAGGAAGGCGAGAAGGAAGGCGAGAAGGAAGGCGAGAAGGAAGGCGAGAAGGAAGGCGAAGGAGAAAGGAAGGAGAAGGAAGGCGAGAAGGAAGGCGAGAAGGAAGGCGAGAAGGAAGGCGAGAAGGAAGGCGAGAAGGAAGGCGAGAAGGAAGGCGAGAAGGAAGGCGAGAAGGAAGGCGAGAAGGAAGGCGAGAAGGAAGGCGAGAAGAAGGCGAGAAGGAAGGCGAGAAGGAAGGCGAGAAGGAAGGCGAGAAGGAAGGCGAGAAGGAAGGCGAGAAGGAAGGCGAGAAGGAAGGCGAGAAGGAAGGCGAGAAGGAAGGCGAGAAGGAAGGCGAGAAGGAAGGCGAGAAGGAAGGCGAGAAGGAAGGCGAGAAGGAAGGCGAGAAGGAAGGCGAGAAGGAAGGCGAGAAGGAAGGCGAGAAGGAAGGCGAGAAGGAAGGCGAGAAGGAAGGCGAGAAGGAAGGCGAGAAGGAAGGCGAGAAGGAAGGCGAGAAGGAAGGCGAGAAGGAAGGCGAGAAGGAAGGCGAGAAGGAAGGCGAGAAGGAAGGCGAGAAGGAAGGCGAGAAGGAAGGCGAGAAGGAAGGCGAGAAGGAAGGCGAGAAGGAAGGCGAGAAGGAAGGCGAGAAGGAAGGCGAGAAGGAAGGCGAGAAGGAAGGCGAGAAGGAAGGCGAGAAGGAAGGCGAGAAGGAAGGCGAGAAGGAAGGCGAGAAGGAAGGCGAGAAGGAAGGCGAGAAGGAAGGCGAGAAGGAAGGCGAGAAGGAAGGCGAGAAGGAAGGCGAGAAGGAAGGCGAGAAGGAAGGCGAGAAGGAAGGCGAGAAGGAAGGCGAGAAGGAAGGCGAGAAGGAAGGCGAGAAGGAAGGCGAGAAGGAAGGCGAGAAGGAAGGCGAGAAGGAAGGCGAGAAGGAAGGCGAGAAGGAAGGCGAGAAGGAAGGCGAGAAGGAAGGCGAGAAGGAAGGCGAGAAGGAAGGCGAGAAGGAAGGCGAGAAGGAAGGCGAGAAGGAAGGCGAGAAGGAAGGCGAGAAGGAAGGCGAGAAGGAAGGCGAGAAGGAAGGCGAGAAGGAAGGCGAGAAGGAAGGCGAGAAGGAAGGCGAGAAGGAAGGCGAGAAGGAAGGCGAGAAGGAAGGCGAGAAGGAAGGCGAGAAGGAAGGCGAGAAGGAAGGCGAGAAGGAAGGCGAGAAGGAAGGCGAGAAGGAAGGCGAGAAGGAAGGCGAGAAGGAAGGCGAGAAGGAAGGCGAGAAGGAAGGCGAGAAGGAAGGCGAGAAGGAAGGCGAGAAGGAAGCGAGAAGGAAGGCGAGAAGGAAGGCGAGAAGGAAGGCGAGAAGGAAGGCGAGAAGGAAGGCGAGAAGGAAGGCGAGAAGGAAGGCGAGAAGGAAGGCGAGAAGGAAGGCGAGAAGGAAGGCGAGAAGGAAGGCGAGAAGGAAGGCGAGAAGGAAGGCGAGAAGGCGUAGGCGAAGGGAAAUCCCGGAGGAAGGCGCCAUUCCGCUCCUGGAGGCCGUGAUCCGCGAGGCCCCCUCCGUGCCCGACAGCUACCAGACGCUGGCGCUGGUGUACGAGGCGUUGGGCGAGCGGCGGCGCGCCGUGAACCUGAGCAUGAUCGCGGCGCACCUCACCCCGCAGGACACCGCCUUGUGGCGCCGCCUGGCCGCCUGGUCGCUCGAGCUGGGCAACCCCUCUCAGUCCCUCUACUGCCUCUCCAAGAUGUAUCACCGCAUCGACCAAUCAGACAAGGCCAUCGAGGUCCUCCAGUCCCUGCUCUCCUCCUCCGCGCCUCCCAGCACCUCCUCCCCCUGCCCCGCGCCCCCGGUCGACCUCACGGCGGUCAACAUUUUAGCGGAGCUGCACAUGGCCAAGCAGAACUUUCGGGAAGCUCUGAGUAUGGUGGAGAGCGCGCGCGCAUCGCUGUGUAGUGGGGAGGCCCUGCCGGUGGACCUGGGCGCCAAGGCGGGCGUGUGCCUCGUCAGACUGGGGCGCUUCCGGGAGGCCGAGCCGUACCUCACGGCCCUGCAGCAGGAGAGAGAUCUUCGACAAGCUAGAAGGCGCGGUCAUAUUCUCGACUUUAGAUAUGCGACAGGGAUUCAAUCAGAUAGCAUAAAAGAAGGAGACAAAGGCAAGACGGCCUUCCAUGGAGCUGACGGCCUGUACGAAUGGAACGUGAUGCCGUUUGGGCUGAGGAACGCAUCAGCCGUGUUCCAGAGAGUCAUGGAUCAAGUGCUGAAGACAGUGCCAGCAGCAGCGUGCUACAUAGAUGACGUAGUGAUUUUCAGCAAAGCGAAGAAGAGCAUGCUGAACACCUGAAGACAACGCUAGAUGCUAUAGCGC
Molecule: messenger RNA, 3638 nt
Organism: Closterium sp. NIES-67
Lineage: Eukaryota; Viridiplantae; Streptophyta; Zygnematophyceae; Desmidiales; Closteriaceae
Source: the annotation of a GenBank genome assembly